AUGUCGCGCGCAGCUCCCCAGAGCGGAUCCCGCAAGAUCUCCUUCAACGUGUCAGAGCAGUAUGACAUUCAAGACGUAGUCGGCGAGGGUGCCUACGGUGUCGUGUGCUCUGCACUGCACAAGCCGUCGGGCCAGAAGGUCGCCAUCAAGAAGAUCACACCCUUUGACCACUCCAUGUUCUGUCUGCGCACACUGCGUGAGAUGAAGCUCCUCCGCUACUUCAACCACGAAAACAUCAUCUCCAUCCUCGACAUCCAGAAGCCGCGCAGCUAUGAAACCUUCACCGAGGUCUACCUCAUCCAAGAGCUCAUGGAGACCGACAUGCACCGUGUCAUUCGCACCCAGGAGCUUUCCGACGACCACUGCCAGUACUUCAUCUACCAGACCUUGCGCGCCCUCAAGGCCAUGCACUCGGCCAAUGUCUUGCACCGCGAUCUCAAACCCUCCAACUUGCUGCUCAACGCAAACUGCGAUCUCAAGGUCUGCGACUUUGGUCUCGCUCGUUCAGCUGCCUCAACCGAGGACAACCAGGGUUUCAUGACCGAAUACGUCGCCACCCGUUGGUACCGCGCUCCCGAGAUCAUGCUCACCUUCAAGGAGUACACCAAGGCCAUUGACGUGUGGUCGGUCGGAUGCAUUCUCGCCGAGAUGCUGAGCGGCAAGCCCUUGUUCCCUGGCAAGGACUACCACCACCAGCUCACCCUCAUCCUUGACGUCCUGGGUACGCCCACCAUGGAGGACUACUACGGCAUCAAGUCGCGUCGUGCCCGCGAGUACAUUCGCAGCUUGCCCUUCAAGAAGAAGAUCCCAUGGAAGGCCAUGUUUCCCAAGACUUCGGACCUUGCCCUUGACCUGCUCGACAAACUUCUCGCCUUCAACCCUGCUAAGCGCAUUACGGUUGAGGACGCUCUGAGACACCCUUACCUCGAGCCCUACCACGACCCCGAAGACGAGCCCACCGCCGACGCCAUCCCCGAAGAGUUCUUCGACUUUGACAAGAACAAGGACAACCUCACCAAGGAGCAGCUCAAGCAGCUCAUCUUCGAAGAGAUCAUGCGCGACUGUACUCUCGUCAAGCCCAAAUAUCACCCACCCAAGCCGAACGCCACCGCCAUGGACUACUACCCCGUCACCGUGCCACUUCCGCCAUCUACGAGCUCUUCGCCUCAUCUCGCCGCAAAUACUACCGACUCGGCUGCAACCUCUCUUCCCUACUUCUCUGACAACACUCCUCGUCCUAGCGUCCACACGCCGCGUACCGCCAUCAUCAACCCUCCGCUCGCACCUGGAUCGUGGGCUAGAAGUUUGCCUGUUAUGAAGAAGUUGUUCGACUCAACGAAGGUGACCGACAAGAUCGAGUCAGACAAGCGACAGCAGCCUGCCGUUCCCGAUACCAACGCCAGUCCAACCAGACAGUCUUCAGACGAGAAGACUCCAUGGUAUCAGACCAGCCAACGCUGGCUCCUCUGA
This is a messenger RNA of Aureobasidium vineae, 1470 nucleotides long. NCBI's taxonomy places the organism in Eukaryota, Fungi, Ascomycota, Dothideomycetes, Dothideales, Saccotheciaceae. The record is from the annotation of a GenBank genome assembly.